Molecule: messenger RNA, 1816 nt
Organism: Nomia melanderi (Alkali bee)
Lineage: Eukaryota; Metazoa; Arthropoda; Insecta; Hymenoptera; Halictidae
Source: RefSeq, a predicted model, not a curated record
UUCAAAGUAUCAACCGACAUCGAGCGUGAUCUAUUUGCGUUGCGAAAGUUAUCCAUGGCAAGUCAACCAAACCACUGUCGGACCAUAGUCUUACAGCGUCGCCAGAAGUCGCUUAAUGGAGGGUGUUCCUUCCAGCUGAAGGCGACACCCCCGUCAAUUUCAAAAUCGCGAACGGAUUCGUGCGAGGCCACUGUAUACCAAAAUUAACGGAUAAAUUCAACGUUAAAGCGUAAUUCGAUUCGGCGCCGUUUAAGGGGGAUUCGUCAUUGUUUGUCAGCGAAAAGCGCAACAUCGCGUGGAUGAUGGACGAAUGCGCAUCCACGGGUACCGUCCGAACUCUUCGAAGGGGCUAGCUGGAAGACGGAUCGCGAUCCAACGAUAUGUGACGUGUUUUUUUAAAUUCGACACACUUUUGUCUGAUACGAAUCCGCAUCAUAUAUUACCGGGUCAAGGUUAAGAAUACUUGACGAUGGUUGACAGCGACGCUGACAGAUGGUACGAUUGGAAGCGAGAUAAUGUUAAUGAAAUGCUCAAUGGGGGGGACAUUAACGCCUCGAGUGAUUUGUGCCUGGCUGCUCCGAAUCGAUUGAGUUAUUCGACUUGCAACGACGGUCAGAAAGAAAGUUCCCGCAGCAAUGGGCUUAUCCACCAUAACGCGAUCUCUUCGAGCUCUAGAUCCGGCGCGGAAGUCCGGUUCAUUAAUCCAGCGAUUUACGCCGAGACGUUGAACGACGAAGAUGAGGAGCGCGAAAUAAAAAUUCGCGUGAAAGUCAGUUCUAAAGACAAUGGAGCUCCGAUGGAGGGUAGUUGCAGCGAUUCUUCGGGAAUUAGCGACAUAAUGUCUAUGUUGGCCAUCAAGAAUGACCUAGCGACACCGUUCGAGAACCAUAUCGGUGAUCAAGCUUUGUCCCAGAAUACCUAUCGUUGUUAUUCGUUAAAUUCACCGGUUGCAUCUCUGGAAUCUGGCCCUCUACGAUCGAAGUCUGUGGUUUCGUGCAGGCCCUCCAAUCGGGUUGAGAGGCGAUGCAGAAUCAUUGGCAGAGCAGACGGGAAUGACGAACUUUGCUCCGCUAGGCUAGUCGAUCCGGAAGUGCAGAGGUACACUCUAAAUGGACACCGAGUGGUGCAAGUUUCCACAGCCUCAUUAUCCAGCAUCAGUAUUUUGGAGACCAGGUCGAUGAAGCACGAUCUUAAAAAGAUCCCUUACAGCGAGUGGAUGCGAUGCAAGCAGCAGGCGGCGAGACAAAAGAGAGAAGAAGAGGAUCAGGCGAAGAGGGAAGAGCAAAUGGAGGCGGAGAGGUUGGUUCGCGAGAAAGAAGAGAGGGAAUCUCGGGAACGGGAGAAUUUUCUGAAGUGGAGCGAGAGGAAAAGAAAAGAAGAGGAAAGGAAGAAGGAGAUGGUGGCGAAGGAAUUGGAAAUGCAGAAGAAGCUGAAGGAGUUCGAGGACAAAAGUGUCGUGAUGAAGUCUCUGUGUCUUCGUCAGUGGGCUCAUAAGAAGAAAGAGGAGGAGAAAGCUCGCCAAAAGAAAGAAGAAGUAAAACAGAAGAAAAUUGACGAGGAAAAGAAGAAAAGAUUAGAGGAGAGCACAAAGGCUUAUGAAAAUUGGCGGAAGAAUGCGAAGAACAAGCCUAAGCCUGCUACACAGGGACUUCUGCCGCAUCAGAAAGCGAAACCAUCGUACGUGAAUCCGACGCCCUGGCAGGGAAUCGUCGACGAGUCCGAGGACGACGAGGUGAACUCGUCGAACGGCAGGAGGACUCACCAUGGUCAGCAGGCGAAGAUUAUCAGUAAAAAGAGUACCACGUAUUAUCAGUGA